This is a messenger RNA of Rhizoctonia solani, 2385 nucleotides long. Its product is annotated as Tyrosine kinase family catalytic domain protein. The transcript has 9 exons. Gene Ontology annotation, biological process: protein phosphorylation. Gene Ontology annotation, molecular function: protein kinase activity; ATP binding. Bases 1 to 2385 code for a protein of 794 amino acids. The record is from RefSeq and is a predicted model, not a curated record. NCBI's taxonomy places the organism in Eukaryota, Fungi, Basidiomycota, Agaricomycetes, Cantharellales, Ceratobasidiaceae.
AUGAGUACUCCCGUAAUUGGUGGCUCAGACUCAGGUCCACCUCUAUUGUACGUUGUACCGCCGACCUUACAGCUCGAAGAAGCAUGUAUUCCAGGCACCCGCCAAUCGAUCAUAACCACCAUCACCAAUUGGCUCAACUCUACGAAUAUCACAUCCUCCAAGGUCCUAUGGCUAGCCGAUAUCAGUGGAAGUGGUAAAUCAGCCGUUGCACGCCACAUUGGUUACACCACUACGCAAUCCAACCAAUUAUUAUGCUCGUUCUUCUUCAAGAGAGACAUUGAAAACCAGUCCAACACUAGCCAGGUUAUCUCUAGCAUGGCUCGCGAGAUUGCCAGAGGUAGCGGGGCAAUUGCAGCAGAGAUAGCUCAGGCUGGCUCGUUAGGUGAAGGCGCUGGAUAUGUAGAAGCCUUCCACUCUCAGAUUACAGUCCCUUUGAGCCGCCAUCCACCCGAACGACCCUCCUUGAUUCUUAUCGACGCACUGGACGAAUCAGGCACUCCAGAUAGACGCGCUCACUUUCUUGAUGCUUUAGUUCGCGAGGUACCCCUCUUACCAACAACAGUAAAGAUCAUGCUUACCAGCAAACCAGCUCAAGAUAUCGACGAUGCUCUGAAUAAGCUAUCCACUGUUACAGUCGAUGAUGACGAUGAGCUCGAAGUCUAUCGACUCACUUUUGAUGUAUAUGGCCAAGACAACCGACGUGACUUGCGCAGGUAUAUCUCUCACUCUUUCGAACGCAUUGCACGACUCAGGCGGUCUAAUGGCUUCUCUCUGCCCGAGGUCUGGCCAUCGAACCAACAGAAACAAAGUCUGGUGGCACAUGCGAAUGGCUUAUUUCUCUGGGUCACGGUUGCUGCUGAUUACGUGGCUUGCGCCAAUGAUCCAGAAGAUGCACUGGAAGCCCUUCUCGCACUGCAAAACCGACCCAACCCUGAAGCGGCCAUUGAUGCUCUGUACAAGCACAUCCUGCGGUCAGCCGAAUCGAACCCCGACUUUAAUUUUCCGACAUACUAUGAUAUACUUGACUUGGUACUCUCGGCUCCCAACCCUCUGACUCUAAGUGAACUAUGCGCUACUACUAAGCGAGAUGUAGGCCCAACGGUAUGCUGUUUGCUGCCAGUCUUGCGCGCCGCACCAUUUGUUCGCAUCGUACACCAGUCUUUUCGAGAAUACGUCCGUGAUGGUCAAAAGUGCGAAACUAGAUUCCUCAUUUCUCGAGGCACACCAGCAACGAAUGACGCCGAAGUACCUCGCUCUCCAAUCAAGGCCAAGUCACGUCAGAGUUCUAUGGGUAACAAUACCGUGUACCCCGGCUUUCCACUUCCGAGUCUUGCUACUGUAGCAUCAUACCCAUAUGCUGAGUUGCUGGCUCCUGAUAUAGGAGAUCAAAUCGAUCCGAAUUCUGUGUCUCAGUAUCCCGCCGCCAGGGGUGCUUUUGGAGAUAUUUGGAGGGCAAAACACCUCGAUGGACGUGACGUAGCGAUUAAAUCCAUUCGAUUAUAUGGAUCUCUUGCUUCAUUAGGCCGACACAAACUCGAAAAGAGUUCAGUUAAAGAGCUGAUGGUGUGGGCCAGAUUGGAUCACCCCAAUGUAUUGCGUUUGUUGGGUAUUUGUGUUUUUGGCGGUGAGAUCGGGAUGGUAUCCGAGUGGAUGCCGAAAGGCAAUGUGACCGAGUUCACGAUUAAUCACCCAAAUGCCAACAAACUCAAGCUGUGCUCGGAGAUCGCUGAUGGGCUGGCGUAUCUGCACAAUGAAGGAAUCAUUCAUGGCGACCUUAAGGGAGGGAAUGUGGUAAUUGCGGCUGAUGGAUCAGCGCGGCUUGUUGACUUUGGCCUGGCAAAGCUGACUGAGGAGGCGCUGAAGUUUUCGACGACAUCUGCUCAGCGCGGGACAACUCGGUGGAUGGUAGGUAGCUAUGAGAAUCUAAGAAAAGCCUAUACUGAUAUGGUGAAGCCUCAUGAAUUGAUGAACCCAGCGGAGGAAUCGAGAGCAGUGAUUACAUUUGCGUCCGACGUAUAUGCGCUUGGAAUGACCUUCUUGGAGAUCUACACGGGCAAUCCGCCAUUCAUGGAGAUGCGUAAUGAUUUUCAAGUUAUGUUUGCGGUAAUCCAGGGAACUCUGCCUCAGCGACCGUCACCAGAGGCUUCUCCACAGCUGAUAAACCAGAUGUGGGAUCUGAUGACAUGGUGCUGGGCUAGGAACAAUGAGAGGCGACCGAACGCCAUGACCGUAUCUGUAAUGACUCGGGGCCUGUUACACAACAAGGAAUUUGGCUCACAGCAUUAUUCGGCAGUUGGUGAGAAUGCAGUCGCCAUGAAGCAUGAUAUCAACGAGGAAACAAUAGCCGGUUCGGAGAUGCGGGCAAUCCAAGAAUUCACGGUGUAA